Molecule: messenger RNA, 5445 nt
Organism: Zea mays
Lineage: Eukaryota; Viridiplantae; Streptophyta; Magnoliopsida; Poales; Poaceae
Product: probable indole-3-acetic acid-amido synthetase GH3.11
Exons: 4
Coding region: 3379-5166 (595 amino acids)
Cellular component (GO): cytoplasm
Molecular function (GO): acid-amino acid ligase activity
Source: RefSeq, a predicted model, not a curated record
AGUCGGACAAAAAGAAGGCGUCCAGCCGAGGAGACCACCAACCACUUCGAGAAGCUCCUCCAAGCCCCAUGUCCGAACCAUCAGCAUCCGGUCCGACACACCUGUAGGGAUUAUGGGUUACUUAGAAAAUUUCUAAGUUCUAAGCAAGGAGAUAGGACAUGAGCCCCGUAAAAACAGAAAGCCAAGGGGAAGGGGACCGCUUUCCUUGCCGAUAUUGGCUGCUCGCUGAUCUUUGAGGGCCGCGAUUACCGCACCUCGAGGAGGCGAGGUGAGGCGUAAAAAACUCAAACAACGUAAGGUGUUCGACACCCGGUCAGCGGCCUCGACCUCUUUCGGUCGAUCCAACUACACCAUUGCGCUGAAUCAAUCUGCCCGCUCCGAGCGCAUUCUCUGGCCGAGCCAAUGCCCGCCUAUCAUCGACCCCACCAAAUGGUAUAGCACAACUGACCAAAGUACUCAUGGCUAGGGGUAGCAGGCUUGUCAUUCGGUUUGAUCUCCAAAGUUACUCGAUUUUACCGGCAUCUCUGCUGCAGAUUGGUGAUUUUAUUUUUUUUGGCGACAUCUAUACUACAGAUUGAAAAUUAUUGAUUUUCUCAAAUACCGAGGCAUUCAGUUCUGGAAUUUGGUUUGACGUCGACAUGCUUCUACGCAGACAGCAGCAGAGCAUAGGAUCGAUUCCUAGCUUACGUUGGAAUUGCUAUGCGUGAGAUAUUUUUUCGAGGCAGUCUUUUGGGCGACAGCGAUUUGAUUGAAGUGCAGAUGAGAACAAAUGUACGGAGAGAACUGCCUGAGUUACCUUUUACGCAGCAGGGCGUCCCCACUCCCCCACGGCGUUAUGCCGCGCCCACCACCUGUUCGGCAAAAUGGCUAGUAUGUCAUAUGUGCAAUAAACUAAUACACUUGACGGGUCGCGAGUUUGUUGCGCAUGGACCUAUUCUGAUCAUAGUGGAUGCAGGUUGGGGAUUUCAAUGGGACACUCUGACAUUAGCUUCUGCCAUCAGAAGGCGGUGAGAUCUCACAGUACGUCUGUGGAGCUGUGCAUUACUUCCACAUGGCCUUGUUCUGAUCAUGGUGGAUUCGGGCUAUCCAUUUUGAAGAGGACACUCAUGUAGUUUCUGCUACUCGAGCAAGAAGGCGAGGAGAUCUUGCAAGGAUGGGAGGCUUGAAAGUUGGGGGGAGAUAUGAUAAGAACAAGGCUACAGAGGAUCGAAUAGCUUGUCUUGUUGAUUAAACACUGUGACUUUAGCAAAGAAUUUGUGCACUGUUUUCCUUUUUCUGCAGGCAGUUGAUGGGUGCGGAGCAGGGAGGCACGCGGGCGACUAUUCUAUGUUGCACCACCACAGGGAGGCCACCAUAUGCGGCGAGCAUCCGCGGCUUGUGAAUCCACACACCUUUAUUCUGAAUUGACCGGAAAAUAUCACAAAGGAAGUACAUCAGCUGCAAUUAUCACAGACAGGCUUGUUCCAUUGACAAUUAGCAUAUCCUUUUGAAAUAUUAUACAAUUCUAUUUCGACUGGGAAAAUGUGUCUUCCAAUUGCAGCCACCACUGCCCUUAACAAUAGCGUUUAGCUAAAUAUAUAGCUUAACUGAGAAAAAUAUGCAUGCAUAUCCUAUACUUUAUACCUGUGGUGAAGCUAGAUAAACUUAGGACGGGGUGGGGUGGGAUGUGCUCUUGCCUUGUGGGGCAUAUAAAUUUUAUGGAGGGAGGGUGAAUAUAUGGUAAAAAAAUAGACAAAAUCACUGCUUUAGCAUUUUUUACAGGGUGCAUUUGCAUCCCUUACUCUCAACGCAGCCUCACCCCUGCUUUAUAGGCAGCAUGCCCAUGUUUAUUGUCGAGACUAAUCCUUUAAUGCUUUAUAGUCAGUGUGCCCAUUUGGUGUUUGAUUACGGUCAUAUGUCUUAUUGGUUCAGUGGAGACGGAGCCUAGCUAUGCAAUCUUAGGCUUUUUUCUGUUUUGAUUCCGCACAAUCACUUGCACGGACGGCAUAACGUGCGGAACACAAUUUGUGUUUAGGUUCUGGUGUAGCUCUUCAUCUUUUCUCAUAAUCUCUUAUGAAGGAUUUAGGUGCUGAUGCAACAUUUCAAGAAUAACUUUUGAAGUGGAUAAAUGCGUUCUUAUCUUUCAGUCCUGCACACUUUGUUGGUUGCAUGCAGGGGCAGACCCAAGUAGGGCCGAGUGAGGGCACAUGCCCCCGCUCAUUUCUUUGUUCUAAGUACUAGAGUCUAAAUUUUCAUCAUGAGGUCCCCUGCUCAGUCUAAUUUAGAUGCCUAUAUUCUGGUAUUUUAGUUCUCGUCCUUACAAGUAUGCUCUCAGUUAUAUUUUGUCCUGGGUCCGCCCCUGGUUGCAUGUGCCCGUGUUGGCAGAUAGUGUGCAUUCCUUAGGGGUGUAUUAUCGAUAACUUUGUGGGUGGUUAGACAAUUAUUAUUGUCUCUAAAUCUGCACCUUCUGUCUCAUGAGUGUUGGUAGUUUCUUCUGGACGUUUUAAUUUGUUGAAGAAAAUAUUCUUCAAAUAUCUUUUAGUAGUCAUAAGAACAAAAUGUCCAUUCUCAUUGGUUUGUAUUUUGAUCUUUCAUUUUCAGUAGCUCUGUGGUAGGGUCCAUGGGAUUGUCUUGCAGAGGAAACAUCAAAGUUGUUUUAGGUGUUCUCAAUCUCUGGAAAGUCUGGUAAGUAUUACUACUCACUAGAAUCAGUAUAGUUAUGAUAGAAAAAUUCCUGGAUGAAAGAAAAUAAGGGUAUGCCAAAAGUACCACUUUUUUCAACCCUUUUAGGGCUAGUUUGGAAACUAAAAUCCCCUCCGGGAUUCCCGAGGAUUGAAUGGGAAAAUAGCUAAUUUUCCCCUCAAUCCCCGGGAAUCUCAGAGGGGAUUUAAGUUUCCAAACUAGACCUUAGUAGUUGCUUUAUCAGGUUAUCCUAUCCUUUGAACUACUUUAGCCAUGCCCUUAAAAAUUAUGGUUUUGACACUGAACAGUUCACCUUUAGAAGAUAAAAUUGUCCUACGUUGCACAUUGUUUCUCCAAACCUGCAGAAGUGUAGUUUCACAUAACGAGAACACAAGUUAAGUGUGACAAGACAAAACAAUGUAACAGAUGAAGUACUGAGUCGAGACAGAUAAUUUAAAGUAGAACAGUAAUGACAGUGGAACUUCUAGAUAUACUGUAACAUAUUAUCGCGUCCAUAACAAUUGUAUGUGGAUUGUUUUACUUGGGUGCACCAUCCAAUUAGUCCAGAAUCUCUCGGAUAAGGUAGAGAGAAAUUAAGAAGAUAUAUGCUUCUCGGGUCAUGCAAGAUCUAUAAAAGGGGUGCACUUGCUCCAGAAACCGUUACUUUGAGCCAUUGCCUUCCUCUUCUAAAUAAGACCCAUCUCUAAUUCUUCUAACAUGGAUGCACAUAAGUUAGGUUACACAGGAAAUGAUGUUCUUCAAGAGCUUGAAAUACUGACUAUAAAUGCCAAAGCAGCACAAGAGGUUAUAUUGAGUAAAAUUCUUGAGAAGAAUCAGGCUACUGAAUACCUGAACAAAUUCAUGAAUGGGUCCGUAGACAUUUCUGCCUUCAAGAGCCAGGUUCCAGUAGUGACGUAUGAUGUGGUCCAACCCUACAUUGCAAGGAUUGCCGCUGGUGAAAGGUCUUCAAUUUUGUGUGGAGAACAAAUUGUAGAGCUGCUCCGAAGCUCGGGAACUUCUCAGGGUGAACCAAGAUUGAUGCCAUCAAUCUCAGAGGAUAUUUACCGCCGAAUGUAUCUGUAUAGUCUGAUCAUGCCUAUCAUGAGCAAGUACAUACGAGGCCUUGGCGAGGGGAAGGCAAUGUAUCUUCUCUUUGUGAAAGCUGAAACAUUGACAAAUGCUGGCAUUCCAGUCCGAUCAGUCCUCACCAGCUACUACAAGAGCCCUCAGUUCUUGCAGCGCAAGCACGACCUCUACAACAGCUACACCAGUCCCGACGAGGUCAUUCUUUGCCCCGACAGCCAGCAGAGCAUGUACUGCCAGCUACUCUGCGGCCUGGUGGAACGCCAGAACGUCGUCCGUCUCGGAGCAGUCUUCGCCUCAGCAUUCCUCCGGUCCAUCAGCUUCCUCGAGAAGCACUGGCAUGACCUAGUCACCGACAUCCGAACCGGCCGGAUCAAUCCCAGCAUCACCAACGCCGCAUGCCGGGUGGCCACGGAGAGCUUUCUCGCGCAGCCCAACCCCGAGCUAGCUGACGAAGUCGAGGCGAUAUGCAGCUCGGAGUCAUGGAAGGGCGUUCUUGGCAGGCUCUGGCCUAACGUCAAGUACAUCGAGGCCGUCCUGACGGGGACGAUGGCGCAGUACGUCCCCAUGCUCGAGUUCUACAGCGACGGCAGGAUCCCCCUGGUCUGCACCAUGUACGCUUCCUCGGAGAGCUACUUCGGCGUCAACCUGCGGCCGCUGUGCAGCCCGAAGGACGUGUCCUACACCAUCCUCCCCAACAUGGCCUACUUCGAGUUCGUGCCGUUGGACGACGGCCUCAGGCUGGCGGAGGAUGGUGAGGCUGUGGAGAAGGAGAAGCUUGUCGGCCUCGUGGACGUCAAGGUCGGAUGCUACUACGAGCUCGUGGUUACCACAUUUGCCGGUCUUUACAGGUACAGGGUAGGCGAUGUACUCCAGGUGACAGGCUUCUACAACCGCGCACCCCAGUUCAAAUUCAUCUGCCGGAGGAACGUGAUCCUGAGCGUGGACGCAGACAAGACGAACGAGGAAGACCUCCACGGCAGCGUCUCCCGGGCCAAGAAGAUCCUGGAGGACCGAGGCCACAUCCUACUGGAGUACACCAGCUUCACCGACACGUCGACGGUGCCGGGCCACUACGUCCUGUUCUGGGAGGUGAAGGCCACGCCCACCUCCGGCUCCGGGGGCGCGCGGCUGGACGCGCAGGUCCUGGAGAGCUGCUGCGUCGCCGUGGAGGAGUCGCUGGACUGCGUGUACAGGCGGUGCAGGGCGCACGACAGGUCCGUGGGGCCGCUGGAGAUACGGCUGGUGGAAGCCGGCGCCUUCGACGCGCUCAUGGACCUGUUGGUCAGCCAGGGCGGCUCCAUCAACCAGUACAAGACGCCACGGUGCAUCGAGCCGGGCGGCGCCGCGCUGGAGCUGCUCGACUCCAAGGCCACCGCCUCGUUCUUCAGCCCCCGGGAUCCUGAAGCUACUGGUGUCUGAGGUUGUUCUGCUACUCUGAAACUAAUCCUCUGCUGGAUCUAAAUAAUCUGAGAAUUUUCGUCUGGGUUAUCCCCGUUUACAUUGCACUUUUGUCAGGCUUUGCUACUAUGCAAAGAAGCCUUUUUUCUUUAUUUGAGAUUGUGAUCAUCAAUUGUCUAUCACUUGACGACUUUUGUGUGUGUGAUUGACGGAGCGCAUGGAUUAUAUAACAAUAAAAUAAAGUAAAGAGAGAGGCCACGCAUGCUUUUCCGAAAGCAUCAGUGGUGAGUGAGCUUUCAA